GUCGGUAACCAGUCACCAUGAGAGAUCUGAAGGAUCUUCGCAAAACGUGCGGAUGUAGUAAUACAAAUCCACGUUAGAACAGUGGGGUUGCGUGGACUGCCCCGGGUUCGAAUGGUACAAGGCUGCUUUCGUGCAUCUGCUGUCACUCCACAGUCAUUUGCCGGCCACAAGAUCUUAAUUGCGACAAACCCAAACCUGUCUAAUCGUCCCCUUCCUCGAUAUUUCUCCCGCUUUAAGACAGCCAUGUGUAAUGAUACCGAAGCUGUUACCAAUCCCACUGCCAUUGAGGCAGAAGCUGACGAUUAUGCGUACGACUCGGGCUUCGGAGAAGACUUCAACAGUUCCACGGCGUCGAUUGGAUCGAGUAUUAUGAAAUAUCGCGAGGAAAAUGGCAGGACAUACCACGCUUACAAAGAAGGCAUCUACGCUUUCCCAAACGACGACCCAGAAGCCGAUCGAUUAGAUCUACAGCACCACCUUUACAACCUAACUUUCGAGGGGAAAUUGUUCACCGCUCCUAUUCCGAAGGAGAAGAAGUUCAAUCGUGUCUUGGAUGUUGGGACAGGGACUGGGAUAUGGGCCAUCGAUUUUGGAGAUGAGCACCCUGAAGCGACUGUUCUUGGUAUUGACUUGAGUCCAAUACAACCAAGCUUCAUCCCACCAAACGUCACUUUUCAAAUAGACGAUGCAGAAGAACCAUGGACAUACUCCUAUAAGUUUGACUUCAUCUACAGCCGCAUGAUGACAGCCUCCUUCAAAGACUGGCCCAAAUUCUUCGAGCAAACCCUCAAUUUCCUAACACCCGGCUCCUAUCUCGAGCUCUCCGACCUUUGCUUCCCCAUGAAAUCAGAUGACGGGACUCUCUUACCCACCUCAGCCAUCACAAAAUGGAGCAACCUAUUCCUCGAAGCGGCAGAAACGGCGGGCAGGAUCAUCAAUAGCGCAAAGUUCUACAAGACGCAGAUGGAAGCGGCUGGAUUUGUGGAUGUGGUGGAGAAGGUGUAUAAAUGGCCUACUAAUCGCUGGCCUAAGGAUAAGAAAAUUAAGGAUUUGGGAAUGUGGAAUCAUGAGAAUAUCACGCCUUCACUUGAAGGGCUUAGCAUGGGGCUGUUCACGCGAGUCUUGGGCUGGCAGAAAUUAGAAGUGGAUGCAUUUUUGGCGCAAGUGAGGAAUGAGAUGAAGGAUACUAGGAUCCAUGCUUAUUUUCCAAUAUAUGUUGUUUAUGGAAGGCGGCCUGAAGAAUGACGUGAUUGAGGUUCUGCGUUAGGCUGGAGAGAGCGUGAUGGUGAAUUAAUAUUCCCUUAAACGUUCACUUUCUGGAAAUUUGGAAAAAGAUUCGAUAUUCACUCAAUGAUUUCGAGAAAGCAGGAGUCAAAGAGAUAUCCACCUCGGUUUUAAUCUCUUGCAAGAAGCUAUAAAAAAAAACGGUCCCUCAACGUACUUCUCUUCUACCCAAGCCCAAUCAGUUCCAAGAAAGUCAAGGUGGCGGGGAGUUGAGUUGUCCUGCCUAUUGCUGAGCCUCGGCGCAUGCUACGUCUUGGGGCAAGUUG
Mollisia scopiformis is the source of this 1550-nucleotide messenger RNA. RefSeq names its product S-adenosyl-L-methionine-dependent methyltransferase. Gene Ontology annotation, molecular function: methyltransferase activity. The record is from RefSeq and is a predicted model, not a curated record. The coding region runs from base 244 to 1245 and encodes 333 amino acids. NCBI's taxonomy places the organism in Eukaryota, Fungi, Ascomycota, Leotiomycetes, Helotiales, Mollisiaceae. The transcript is spliced from 5 exons.